Molecule: messenger RNA, 1497 nt
Organism: Vigna unguiculata (cowpea)
Lineage: Eukaryota; Viridiplantae; Streptophyta; Magnoliopsida; Fabales; Fabaceae
Product: protein SUPPRESSOR OF K(+) TRANSPORT GROWTH DEFECT 1-like
Biological process (GO): vacuole organization; endosomal transport
Molecular function (GO): ATP binding; ATP hydrolysis activity
Source: RefSeq, a predicted model, not a curated record
AUGUAUAGCAAUUUCAAAGAACAAGCAAUAGAGUACGUGAAGCAAGCGGUGGAUGAAGACAACAAAGGUAAUUACGCGAAAGCGUUUCAACUUUACAUGAACGCGUUGGAGUACUUCAAAACGCACCUCAAGUAUGAGAAGAACCCUAAGAUCAAGGAGGCCAUCACGCAGAAAUUCACGGAGUACCUGCGUCGGGCCGAGGAGAUCCGGGCCGUCCUAGAUGAUGGGCCCAGCGGCCCACCUUCCUCCGGGGAUGCUGCUGUCGCUACCAGGCCCAAGACUAAGCCCAAGGACGGCGCCGGCGGUGACGGGGAGGAUCCUGAACAGGCCAAGCUCCGGGCCGGGCUCAACUCUGCCAUCGUUAGAGAAAAGCCCGACGUGAAGUGGAACGACGUGGCGGGGCUGGAGAGUGCCAAACAGGCUCUGCAGGAAGCGGUUAUCUUGCCCGUGAAGUUUCCUCAGUUUUUCACCGGUAAACGACGACCUUGGAGAGCGUUUUUGUUGUACGGACCACCUGGGACGGGUAAAUCGUAUUUGGCCAAGGCUGUUGCAACAGAAGCUGAUUCGACAUUCUUCAGUGUUUCUUCAUCAGACCUAGUUUCAAAGUGGAUGGGUGAAAGUGAAAAGUUGGUUUCAAAUCUUUUUGAAAUGGCUCGUGAAAGUGCACCUUCUAUCAUAUUCAUUGAUGAAAUAGAUUCUCUGUGUGGUCAGCGUGGAGAGGGUAACGAGAGUGAGGCUUCAAGACGAAUUAAAACUGAAGUUCUGGUGCAGAUGCAGGGUGUAGGACACAAUGAUCAGAAAGUUCUGGUUCUAGCGGCUACAAAUACACCUUAUGCUCUAGACCAGGCAAUAAGGCGACGUUUUGAUAAGCGAAUAUACAUACCCCUACCAGAUUUGAAGGCUCGCCAGCACAUGUUCAAGGUGCACCUAGGAGAUACUCCCCAUAGUUUGACAGAAAGUGAUUUUGAACAUUUGGCUCGCCGGACAGAGGGGUUUUCAGGUUCAGAUAUAUCUGUCUGUGUCAAAGAUGUUUUAUUUGAACCUGUUCGCAAAACCCAAGAUGCCAUGUUUUUCUUUAAGAAUCCUGAGGGCAUGUGGAUUCCAUGUGGACCAAAGCAACAGAGUGCAAUACAAAUUACAAUGCAGGAGCUUGCUGCGAAAGGACUUGCUUCACAGAUCCUGCCACCACCUAUAUCGAGGACAGAUUUUGACAAAGUACUUGCUAGACAAAGACCCACUGUAAGCAAGACCGACCUCGAUGUUCAUGAGAGAUUCACAAAGGAGUUCGGAGAGGAAGGAUAAUUCUGACGGAAUUUUUCUUCGACUAUAUGCACUAGUUCAAACAUGUUAUUAUUUGUAAUUUACAGAACUAUUGGAUCAAGUGAAGUGCAUAAUUUUACUUCUCAUAAAUUGUGUAUAAAAACAGUCUGAAAUUCUCAGAAAAAUAAAUUUCAUGUGAUAUAUGGUACCGGUUACUCAUGUUUGUCUGCAUUUUAA